GGUCUAUAAAAAACUAUAUCUAUAUAUAUUUAGUAUACAUUCCACUUUGUAGAAUAUAUUUGCAAUUCAGGAGGAAAGCGCGUUAAAAUAGUAUUUCUUCACUGAAUUGUGUGAUAUUUGUUCUGAACUUUGUGAAUAACGACGCAUAAGCAUAAGGAUUUAUUUGUAAAAUAUAAUGUACCACUUGCGAGAAUCUAGGAUGAUUCGACAGUUUUCCGGCCUUGAUGAUGGCAGAAAGAACACAAAAAAGAAUAUAUAUGUAAGAGAUAUAAUGAUUGAUUGACAAUAAUCGAGAUGAAAGUUUUAAAUAUACGAUAAUAAUGAGAAGAGAGUUUUAUAUUAUCUCUAACAAAAACAAAACACAUGGCUUUUCAUUUGAGAAAUGGAACUCAAGGUUGUGUUUCGCAGGAAUUUUUUAAAUCAUUUUCAAAUUAUACAAAUGAUCUUGACAAAGUCAUUAAACCAUCGUGCUCAAGUGAAUAUAUUUUCGAAGUUGAAAAUGGAGAGUCGAGCAUUGUAACAGAAUGGAAUUUAGUUUGCGAAAAGGAAUAUCUUUCUUUACUUGGAAAUGUUAUUUAUAUUUUGGGCAAUUUAAUGGGUGCCUGGAUUGCUGGUAUUGUUGCCGAUAAAAUUGGAAGACUUCCUGUAUUGGCAAUUUGUCUCUAUACACAAGGAACGAUGGCCGUUUGUCUUUAUGUCGUUCAGGACUAUCCGGUGUUUCUUGUUGUCCGCGGACUCCAGGGCGUUUUCGUUCAAGGACUAGAGAUUUCGACAUACAUUUUGGCGCUAGAAUUAUUUUCCUCGAAAUUCCGAACAAUCGUGGGAUUAAUAAUGCAGAUAGCGUGGGCCGUUGGUUUAUCACUUUUAGCUGGACUCAGUUAUUUCAUUCCUGACUGGAGAAUUCUUCAAUUGGCCAUCUCCGUUCCUACGGCUGCCACCGUUCUCUACAUUUGGAUAAUUCCAGAAUCACCGCGUUGGCUGUUGGCAAAAGGAAAGUCAACGGAAGCUGAUAUUGCGUUGGAGAAGAUUGUGAAUUACAAUGGAUGUUGCACUAGGUGGAAAAAAAUACGGAAACAUGAUAUCGUACUCAGCGAAAACGAGACACCAACGAAACAAGAGAAGACGAGUACUUUAAGUCACGAUCGUGUUAAAAGUGCAACAGUCAACGAAACUAUUACCGAAACAAAGAAUUUACUCGAAAAUCCACCAGAAGUUAAUUCCGAAUGUCAAAAAGAAGAAAAAGAAGAAGUAGGCGAAAUGAAUUGUGAAAAUAUUCAACUUGAAUUAAAUGAUACAUUGGAAAUUUCACCGAGGGAGAAUGAGAAAAAAAAUAAUGUUGAGGAGAAAGAAAAAGAGGAUGUGGAAAGUGAAAAGUCAUUAAAUCUAAAAAAGGAGAGACACUCAAUAAGGAGAAUUUCACGACGGGAAAAUGAUAAUUAUUCUCAGAAUGAGACACCGGUUGAUGAUAAAAGAAAAGUUCAAAAGCAAGGGACAAUCAUUUCAUUAGAGGAAAAUAAGACAAUAAAGCAUCAAUUGUUAAAUGAGAAAAAGAUAAAUUCCAAUUUUCUCGAUUUGCUGAAAUAUAAAUCGACUCUUCGCCACUGUGCAGUUUUAAUUCAAAUAUGGCUUAGCUCUUCGGCUGCUUAUCAAUGUGUGGAAUUUCUUCUUCCGAAUUUAAAUUCAAAUAGGCAUAUAACUUUUGUUAUCGAAGGAGCCCUGGAAAUAGCGUCCUGCAUUUUUAUUUAUUUUGCAUUAACAAAAUAUGGAAGAAAAUGUUCAUUAAGUAUUUGCAAUGUUUUCAUUGGACUUAUUUGCAUUGGUUACGCAUCACUUGACUAUUAUUUACCUCAGUCAUCGAUAUUUUUCAUUGGUCCGGUGAAAAGAAUUUUCUUACUACUGGCAAAAAUGAUAAUUGCAAGUUCAUUUUUUACUUUGAAUUUGUGCACUGCCGAAUUGUUUCCGACAAUUCUUCGAGCAUCGUGCUUUGGAUUUUGUAUUAUUUUUGGAAAAUUUGGAAGGAUUUUAUUAUCAUAUUUCUUGGAAAUUGAGAAAAAUUACAUUCCUACAUUUGGACCAUUGAGUGUUGUGGGAAUGUUGAGUAUCGGUUCAGGUAUUGUUGCCCUAACACUUCCGGAAACAUUGAAUCGAAUACUUCCAGAUACAAUGGAGGAAGCAAACAAUUUGGGAAAAAAAUUUAAGAUAAAACGACAAAGCUUAAGAUGUACAAGAAGCGAAGAAUCACAGGAGCAAAUUUUACGGGAAAAAUUAUUUUCUGAAAAUUGGGUUGACGCUGGCAAUGGAAUAAUCGUCAAUUUCAAUGAAGGAAAAAAUUCUGGUCCAUAAUGUGAAAAAGAAAAAUUUGUUUCUUUUUCUUUCUCUCUCAUCAUUACUUGUAAAUAUUUUCAGAGGCUAAGUUACCAAAGUACAUAAAUAUUUAAAUAUUAAUUAUAAAUUUCGAAAAAUAAAUUUCUAAAAAAAUAUAAAA
Leptopilina heterotoma is the source of this 2485-nucleotide messenger RNA. RefSeq names its product organic cation transporter protein-like. Gene Ontology annotation, biological process: transmembrane transport. Gene Ontology annotation, cellular component: membrane. Bases 364 to 2343 code for a protein of 659 amino acids. Gene Ontology annotation, molecular function: transmembrane transporter activity. The record is from RefSeq and is a predicted model, not a curated record. NCBI's taxonomy places the organism in Eukaryota, Metazoa, Arthropoda, Insecta, Hymenoptera, Figitidae. The transcript is spliced from 8 exons.